CCGAGAUCUAAGGGGUUUUUCUCCCUUGUGAGGCCUGCGGAUACCAUCAGCAGCCUCCCAUCUGCCUCUCCUUCAGUGGCGCGCCUUCAUUUUCGACAAGUUUUGUCCGGGGCUAGUCUCACCAGCAGCUCACCAGCCGGCUCAGGUGGGUGACGCAGAGAGAAGCACAAAGAUGCCGGCUUGUAUGGAGGCUGCCGGUGCCCUGGCGUUCACCCUCGACGGGCAGAAAGUGGUUGUGAAGGCCGCCGAUGUCGAUCCGUCGCUCCCGCUCGCGUCGUUCCUCCGCUCACAUCUCGGCUGCCACAACGUCAAAGUGGCCUGUGGAGAGGGAGGUGAGCACGCGACAUCGCAAUGCAAUGCACUGUGUGCUGGUGCCGGGUGUGUGUGUGUGUGUGGUUGAACAGGGUGCGGCGCGUGCACUGUGCUGCUGGAGCGGCAGGACCCUUCGACCAAGGCCAUUGAGCGCCACACCGCCCUGUCGUGCAUCAAGCCACUGCCCUCUGUCCACGGCUGGAACGUCACGACGGCCAAGGGGCUCAAGGACCGCAGCGGCGCCCUGCACAAGAGGAUGGAAACACUCAACGCGGCACAGUGCGGGUGGGUGAGCCGGCCGGGCAGGAUCAGGCGGACAAUGAAAGGCGUGUGUCGCUGUCUGUGUCUGUGUGUCUGUUUGUCUAGGUACUGCACACCUGGUUUCGUUGUCAGCCUUUAUGACACGCUGACGUCGGCGGGUGGCGACCUGACGACCGACCGGCUCAAGGGAGAGCUGGACGGAAACCUGUGCAGAUGUACAGGUGGGUCUACUGGAUGGGUGGGGAAAUGAAAUGGUCACACACCACAUACCGCUCCGCUCCCUCUUUCAGGCUACCGGUCCAUCCUCGACGUAUGCAAGAGCUUCUGCACCGACGCACCGGCCCACCUGAGGCCGACCACACCCGACAUCGAAGACGCCAUCCCCCCUUGCAAAUGGCCCACACCCGUCCCGCAGCCCCUCCCAUCCACCCCUCCCCCCCUCCUCAAGAACGCCUCCCUCACCUGGCACACCCCCAGCAGCCUCGCCGAGCUGCACAGCAUUUUUCGCUCGCUGCGGCAGGACGGCAAGGUGCGCCUGGUGGGCCACAACACGUCCGUGUGCUGGCAGGAGAAGGCGAAAGAGGAGGAGUGCGUCAUUUCCCUGGAGAGGGUGGAAGAGCUGGCAGGGAUUCACGUGACCGAGAGGGCGAUCCGCGUGGGCGGACAGGCGACCAUCAGCGAGCUGAUAUCGGUCAUCGACAAGGAGGCGACCAAGACGGCGACGUACGCCGCGCUGUCCGCCCACCUGAGGCACACCGGCAGCAAGCAGCUCAGGAACGAGGGCACAGUCGCGGGCAAUCUGAUGCUCGUCAAGACGAUGGCCUUCCCAUCGGAUAUCGCUCCCCUCCUGCUGGCCUGGGGCUGCCGCAUUGAGUACAUCGACCUCGACGCACCAACACCGUCGGCAGCACAGACACAAAUGGUGGAUCUGGAGGCAUUUCUCGUCGCCGAUGCGCCCAAGAUGGCUCUCAUCGUCGCCAUCGUGCUGGACAAGCAGAAUGAGGGCGCCUUCUUCCGCUCGUAUCGCACUGCAAUGCGCAAGCACUACGCACACGCGACAGGUGGGAAAUGGCGAAAUGACAACACGAAGACAGCCAGAGGUCCAUCCAACGAGCACAUGCGUCUUGUGUUGUCUUGUGUGCAGCCAAUGCUGCAUUCUGGUGUGAGUUUUCUCCCUCGUCUUCCGGCGUGGUGUCUGCGGUGCGGCUGGUGGCUGGGGCGGUGAGCGACCGGCCGCAGCGGGCACGCCAGACCGAGGCCUUCCUGCUCGAACAGGGCCUCACCAACAAGACGGUGACGAGGGCCAUCGAGAUGCUCACGGAAGAGGUACACACACACACACACAGAGAGAGAGAGAGAGAGAGAGACAUUAGUGCGUCGUGUGUGGAUGGAUGGAUGGAUGUGUCCACUCACUCACUCAGGUCACCAUCGGAGCAUCGUCCCAUGACAGCGAGUCCUAUCGCAAGUCGCUGCUGGCCGGCUACCUCUACCGCUUCCUUCUCGAGUGCAUCAACCGACAUGACAACACCCGCACCAGCACCCCCUCCCCCAGCAGCACCAGCACCCACUCAACAACAACAGCCGACACCGGUCACCUCAACGGCACCACACACACAGACACAGACACGGACCCUGACACUGACAUCGACAGAGAGGGAGGAGGUGCCCGGAUAUGGCAGCCACUGGCCAAGCCAGACAACGAGAGGCUUGUCACGGGAGACGCCAAGUACACUGGUGAUGUGGCGAUGGACAAGAGGGCGCUGUAUGGUGCGUACGUGACGAGCGAGCAUGCAAAGGCGACUCUGCUGAGGGUGGAUGGGAGCGAGGCCAUGAGGGUCGAUGGCGUGGUGGACAUCGUGACCAGUGAGGACUUCACCCUCAACCGCAUGAUCAACACAGGUCGGUGGCUGGGGCAGUGAGUCAGUCGUCCUUGACCCACACAAAGUGUGGUGGUUGUGGUGGUUUCACGUGAAAUUGGUCAGUGACCGCGUGGGACACGAAUCUGCUCGAGAGUGUGGUGCCGAUUGGGGGUCAGUCUCGCUUCGUCGGCCAGCCUGUCGCCCUGGUGCUCGCCGCCACCGAAGACACCGCACGCAAAGCCGCACACGUCGUCAAAGUACAUACCCUCCCGGCACCGAGAGAGAAGGAGGGAGGGAGGGAGGGAUCUCACAAGCCCACACACUCUCUCCUUCCCCACUUGUGUGUGGCUGUGCAGGUGGAGUGGGCUGACAUCCAGACACCAGUAGUGACGAUCGCGCAAGCCAUGGCCGCCAAGAGGGAGUACAAGAAAAUGUUUGAGGGCAGGAAAGGCGACAUCGCACCGUUCGAGGCCGUCUUCAGCAGCAGAGGCACAGCCGACCUGCAAGUCGUCAAAGGCAAAGUGGACUGCGGCAGCCAGGUAGGAGCAUCCAGAAGGGAUACCACAGACGGGGAGAGGGUUUCCUUACUGUCGUCGCGUGUGUUGUGUUGUUAUGUGUCGAUCAGUUGCAUUUCUACCUGGAGCCGCAGGUGGCUGUGGCAUGUCCCGACGAGGACGGCCGCAUGACGGUGCACACCGCCACACAGGGGCCGCAGUACGUCCACGAGGUCAGCCCAUUAAUGCAUCGAAAACACGGCCAUGGCCAUUCUGCGCCCGCAUGUCUGUCUGUCUGUAUCCUGGACACUCAGAAUGUCGCGCUGGCACUGGGCCUCCCCCAGCACAAAGUCGACGUCCGACUCAGGUGCGGCAGAUGGGCACGCAAACAAUUAGCGGUGGGCAUCCGUGUCUGUCUGUGUCUGUAUAGGCGUCUGGGUGGCGGUUUCGGGGGCAAGUCGACUGGCUCGGUGCCAGUGGCCAUCAUGGCGGCCGUUGCGGCGAGAAAGGCAGGCCGUCCGGUCCACGUCAGCCCCACUCGCCAUCAAGACGCAGCCAUGACCGGCGGCAGGUCAGUCAGUCAGUCAGUCAGACACACUGGGCCACAAACAGGCAGACACAAGCGUGCAUGUGCCUGCCAUUCACUGUGUGUUGUGUGUUGGUUCAGAGAGGAGAUCGAGUUGGACUACGAGGCGGCCUUCGACCGUUCCGGCCGCAUUCACGCCAUCAGGGCCUCGGUGCACGUCAACUGCGGCUGUGCCGGCAAUCUCGCAUACAUGUGCGGCAAAUACGUAAGCACACCCGGUCCGGACUGUGCUGUGGUGUGGUACAUGACUGACAUGAUCAACCAGCGCGUUCCAUUCAGAUUGCGGAGUUCCUCGAGCAGGCCUACGAGCUGCAGAACUUCUACCUGCUCUCCAAGCUGUGGAUAACGGACCUCCCCAUGCGGAUGCCCGUGAGAGCACCAGGCGGCCUCCCCGCCGCCCUCGCCAUCGAGACCAUCCUCGACCACAUUGCCUCAUCCCUCUCACUCGACCAGGCGGACGUCAGGCGCGCCAACCACCUCACGGAAACGAGCUUGACGUCGGCCAUGUACGUCAACGGCGAGAUGGCAGCCGCGCCCCGGCAGCUGACGGUGCCGGUGCAGAUUGCGAGGAUCCACGACGAGGUGUGCGCUUCGAGUGAGUGGGGGCGGCGUGUGGCCGAGGUGGCGGCGUUCAACAAGGCUCAUCGGUGGCGCAAGAGGGGUCUGGGAUUGAUGGGGCUGCGGUUCCCGCGCCCCCUGUUCGCGAGCAACGCCGUCAUCAACGUGCACGUCGAUGGGACGGUGCUGCUCCACCAUGAGGGUGUCGAGAUGGGUCAGGGCCUGCAUGUCAAGGUCAUCCAGGUACUGACUGCAGUAGCUGAGCUCGUAAUGCCACAGCAUAGAUAGACAUAGACGUGUGUGCAAGUAUUCUCCGUCUGUGACUUAUGGAUCGGCCAUAGGUUGCCUGCGACACCCUCGGUACGCGGCUGUUCGGUUACCCUCUCCCGGCGUCGCUCGUCCGGUCCGCCGACUUCGCCACUGAGUUCAUGUAUGUGAGCAACCAAGACGUCUGUUUGUUGGACCUUCAUGUCAUUCGCUGGCUGCACCAUGAUGUGUCCUGUCCGUCCGUCCGUCUGUCUGUGUGUAUUGUGUCCUGCCUGCCUGCCUGCUGCAGGCCGAACCCGUGGCUGACGGCCGCGUCAAGCACCUCCGAGCGCAUGUGCUUCGCCAUGCAGGACGCAGCAAACAGGAUGGCAGAAAAGCUAAUGCCCUUCGUCAACCAGGUCAGCUCCACACACACAUACUGGUACCCCCACACCCACCCCACUUUCAGCACACGACAUCAGUCAGUGUGUUGUGGCUGCAUGCUGUGGUGUGUGUGUUCAGGAGAGCGCCGAUGGACAAGUGGCGGAGCGGUGGAAGGAGGUGAUCUUGGCGGCAAAUGGUGCGAAGGUGAAUCUCCAGCAGCAGGGUGAGUGGCGGCCGUCCAGCGGCAAUGUCAUCGACUUCUAUGACACGUAUGGCGGCACCGUGGCAGAGGUGAGAUACAUAACUUACAUGAUUGCAUAUGGAGAGGGAGAGGGGAGAGGAGAGAUCGAUUGCUGUGUCAUACGGUUGGCUCUAUAUGCGGUGUGUGUAGGUCGAGAUCGAUGUGUUGACGGGGGAGCACUCCGUCCGCGCUUUUCAUAUGUCUUACGACUGCGGAAAGUGAGCUCCUGGACACACACAUACACACACACGCACACGCUGUCUCGACCGGUCUGUCUGUUGUGUGUGCAGGUCUAUCAACCCAUUGGUCGACAUUGGCCAAGCAGAAGGAGCGGCAAUCAUGGUGAGCUGACUGAGCCCCCAACCACACCACACGCAUUGACAGAGAAUGCAUCCCACCCCACCCCACCCAUGUGUGUCUGUCUGUCUGUCUCUGUGUGGAUCUCCGUCCGUCCAUCUCUUGAUCCAUCCAUCCAUCCACAAGGGUCAGGGCUUCUGCACGAGUGAGCAGGUCACAUGGGACGCCACCGGGCGACUCAUCAACGACGGCACCUGGAUGUACAAACCACCACUCGCCCCAGACAUGCCCACGUACACAACACAACACAACACACCACACCACACACCCCAACACACAUCUACUGAUUCCUCUCUGUGCAUAUGUGUGUGUGAGUGCACUGCAGUGACUUCCGCGUCCAUCUGCUGGACAACAGUGCCUUCCCCGGCGGCUUCGCCAGCAGCAAAGCGACGGGCGAGCCGCCACUUCUCGGCAGCGUGUCGAUCUUCCUGGCCAUCCAGCAGGCCAUCCGCAGCGCGAGAUCUGACGCCGGUGAGGAAGGGUUCUUCACGCUGUCCACCCCCGCCACGUGUGCCAAGAUACAGCAGUCGUGCGGCACCAAGAUUGAGGAUAUGACCGUCGAGGCGGCCAAGAGAGGGGAGUGAUCGAUCAGCUGGACGGGCAGCGAGUUGCGAACUUUAUUCGUUCGUGCAGCGUGCAGCGCGGUGAGGUGCACGGACACGUGUGUGUGUGUGUGUGUGUGUGUCCCUGCGCUCGAUCUGAGUUGCCCCCGAAUAUGGGUCGGGUGACUGGAGGAUCCAUAGGAUACAUUACAUGGUCAGUCACAGACGGCCGCUUUGUGGCACGCAUGCAGCACAACACAGCGUCUCCAUGUAAUGUCAUCAGCUACACACAGACACAGACAGAAAAAAGAUCGUCGGCCAGGGAUCGCACAACCACUGGCAUCCGUGUGCAUGAGAUGAGUGUUUGGGUGUGUCCACGCGCUGCUGCACACGCGCAUUCAUCAAUUUCGCAAA
Molecule: messenger RNA, 6254 nt
Organism: Vitrella brassicaformis
Lineage: Eukaryota; Vitrellaceae
Source: the annotation of a GenBank genome assembly